Molecule: messenger RNA, 835 nt
Organism: Cuscuta epithymum
Lineage: Eukaryota; Viridiplantae; Streptophyta; Magnoliopsida; Solanales; Convolvulaceae
Source: the annotation of a GenBank genome assembly
GACUGAUUCUAGCAAAAAAGAAGGAAAAACUAGUGAUUCAUAUGUUCUAUUGUUCUUGAGUUUUCUACAAAAAAUUCAUACGUUUGAACCAGAUUCCAGCAAAGAGAAAGAAAAAGAUUCUGGGGAAGGAAGGAGCGAAAAAGCUACGGAUUCUCAAAGUCCCAAUCUAGAUUUUUUCCAGAUCUGGGUUGGGGUCACCGGAGCCGCCAACACCAUCCCUACCGUUGUAGCCACGUUGAGUCUGCCUGCACCGGAUGAAGCUCGCUGCAGUAUCCCAUGACGGAAGGAUUUUUUUACCAAGACAUGUUCCAAGGAAAAUAGGCUGUGGGGUCCAGGUGCUAAAGCAACCAAUUGCUCUCUUAGAUCAAUCCAAUCAUCUGCAAAGGCAGCAAACAAUGAUUCAUAAAGGGGCCAUGGUUGACUAUUAUGUCCAAGUGGCGGUCAGAUGCUCGGCUGGUGGUGGCCGCUCGGUUUUCAGACGCAGCCCGGUUCUCAAUGCACCCCGGGAGGAAGUUAGGAUACAUUAUAGGCUGGCCGCCCGGUUUCCAAAGCCCCUGUCCGAUGUUCACCACCGCUCGGCAUGAAGAAAAACAUCCAACCUUGGGACCCGAAUCGAAAGGAACUGCUCAGCCAGAUAUCUGAGUUGUUGCCGGUUCUGAAUGCGCUCAGCAUCGCACACCUCGGCCCGACUCUCAAACCGCCGCCGGUACAUCUCCAUCCAGAGCAGCUCUCAAACCCCUGUACACCUCCGUCCGGAGCGAGUCACUGGCCGGACUGAAGGUUUAUCCCAUUGUUUGCAGCUGCCCUUAUGGAUAAGGAAGAUCGCCACUUUGUC